Erythranthe guttata (spotted monkey flower) is the source of this 1137-nucleotide messenger RNA. RefSeq names its product Thioredoxin superfamily protein. NCBI's taxonomy places the organism in Eukaryota, Viridiplantae, Streptophyta, Magnoliopsida, Lamiales, Phrymaceae. Gene Ontology annotation, biological process: protein folding. The record is from RefSeq and is a predicted model, not a curated record. Gene Ontology annotation, cellular component: cytoplasm.
UUCUUUCUAGUAAAAAAAUUACAAGGAGAAAGGAGUUGUCGAGAGCUCUGAGAAAAUCCCCACAGCAAUAGCAAUAGCAAUAGCAAUGGCGGAUUACCAUUUCAUAUACAAGGAUCUGGAAGGAUCAUCCACGCAAUGGGACGAUAUUCAGACUAAACUAGGUAAUCUUCCCGCCAAACCGCCGCCGUUCAAGCCCGCCCCUUUCGCCCCCGCCGAGGACCAGGAUUCCAAGCCCAAAAACAAGGCCUGGAUCGACAACAAAACCGAGGAAGAGCUUGAAGAUCUCCAAGACGAUCUCGACGACGACCGUUUCCUCCAAGAUUACAGGAAGAAGAGGUUGACUGAGAUGAGAGAAGCAGUCAAGAUUGCAAAGUUCGGUUCAGUUAUUCCAAUUUCAGGAUCGGAUUUUGUGCGGGAAGUUUCACAAGCUCCACAGGAAGUUUGGGUUGUCGUGCUGCUGUAUAAAGAUGGAUUUCCAGAGUGCCGGCUGCUUUUGCAGUGUUUAGAAGAUUUGUCUAAAAGAUAUCCGGCUACCAAGUUUGUCAAAAUUAUAUCCACAGAAUGCAUUCCUAACUAUCCUGAUCGUAAUCUUCCCACUAUACUUGUGUACAAUAAUAGUGCAGUUAAGGCAACUCAUGUGGGAAUGCAUAGUUUUGGUCGAAGGUGCACUCCCGAAAGUGUAGGGUUAAUUCUAUGUCAAUCGGAUCCAGUGCUAAAUGAUGGGCAUGGUGGAGAGCAAUCAAGAGAAGCAGUUCUUGAUGGAGUGAGGAAGAAAUUUCUUGAGAGGGUUGUAAGAGAGCACGAAGAUGAUGACGAUGGCUCUUCAAGUGAUUGAUUGAUCCCUUCCUUUUAUGAACUUCACUGGCAAUGUGAAACCAAUGUAUUCGAGUGAUUGUACUAUUACUUUAUUUUUGGGGUCGAGCUGUUUUAUUUAUUUGAAUUCAAUGUCCCUGCCAGCAAUGCUGCGUUGCCGAUGUUUAUUCAUAUCUCGAUCUGAAAGUUGUUUUGAUCAAGUAUAUCUUACAGGGAGGAAAGAUAAUUAAGUUAUUAUAUAGAUUACUUGGACAAUAACAUAAAGCAUCUUCCCAGGAUUGUAUUAUUUCUUCCUGUUGUGAAAUGAGGAAACCACAUUAUCAG